Maniola jurtina (meadow brown) is the source of this 1112-nucleotide messenger RNA. RefSeq lists its product as uncharacterized. The transcript has 5 exons. The record is from RefSeq and is a predicted model, not a curated record. Bases 130 to 942 code for a protein of 270 amino acids. NCBI's taxonomy places the organism in Eukaryota, Metazoa, Arthropoda, Insecta, Lepidoptera, Nymphalidae.
UGCUGUCAACGCCAUACAAGUUUUAACUUUUGAAGAAAAAAUAUUUUGAAAUCGAUGUCAAGACUCAAAAAUACUGAUGAGAUAAUUUUGUAAAAAUAUGAAAACUUGGUUGUGUAUUAGAUAACAAAAAUGGGUGAAAAAGAAGGUGGAUUAUUUUACAAUUUAGAAAGUCUACUGCAACAGGACUUCCGUGGGGUUAACAUAGCAGUAUAUGCCCUCGCAACUGCAGGCUUAGCUCUAUCCAUUCAUAAGAUCCGUCCGGUAAGCAAGUUUUCGAAGGCUACUAAGGUUCCAGAUCACUUUAUUCAACAACAUGCGCCUCUAAAAGGGGUAUACGUAGGUGUUCAGCACUCUCCAGUACGUCUUCUCAUUAAUCACAAAGCACCUAUUUAUCUUCCAUUCUGGCAUUCUAGUAAACCACCAUUGCCUGUUAAGCUUUGGGGGGUUGACAUAGUGAGUGGCAAUGCUGUCAACUGGUUGGACUGUGUGGCCAAAGGAAAGCAAGUCACAUUGAAACCCAUUGGCAGAGAUAAAGAUGAUCUGGUCUCUACUGUACUUUUGCAUUUACCACAAACUAAGACCAAAACAGUGGAGACUUUAGAUCUUGGACAGAAACUAGUUGAGCUUGGGUUUGCUAAAGCCUCAGUGCCCCAAGGCAUUAAGAAGAAAUCAAUAGAGUCACAACUUGCACCAAAGAUUCUUUCAGCAGAAAACCGUGCACGCUCAUACAGAAAUGGAAUCUGGUCAGACAACCUACCCCCUAUUCCUAUGUAUGUUACUUAUUGGCGGAAAGGAAGCCAACUAGCAACAGAGUUGAUAAUUUUAUCUUCAAAAAAAUUGUUACAACUAUUAGCUUUUCUAUCUAAAAGUGCCUUAGUUGGAGGGAAAAAACUACUUCUUCUACCUUUCAAUAAAUCUCCAAAACGAAUACAAGCAACUUGAUUUAACAAUAAAAAAGGAAAAACAUUUAUUACAUAUUACACUUAUAGUUUGAGAUAGCACCAAAUGUAAUGAAAUGUAAAAUUUUUUGGUCAUUCUCUAGAUAUUAUAUCUUGUUGUCAAAAAUUUCCUUUUUUAUAAAGUUCAUUUGAAAAUAAAUUAUCUUAACUGUU